ACAAAGUAGAUGUCCUAACCAACUUGCCAAAACUAUAGUUUGUUAACAAAACAUUUUUGGAGUGGUUGAAAAACGAGUUUUAAUAACUCCAACUUAACUGAAUGUAAACUUCUGACUAUCUACUUAUCUACUUGCUCAAAGGCAGAAGAAUUGUUAUGUACUGUUGAAAUCUGAAUCUCUGAAUCACAUGCAGACCUACAGUAUGCUGUAUGUUAAAUGAUACUUUUGCAUUUCCCUGUGUGGGUUGGAAUUCACAUGGAAAAUACAGUAUUGAAUCUUUGGGGGUGGGCCUGUUUUGAAAUAUAACACACAUUAUUUAAAUCUUUUGUCUUUUUAUUUUUUUUUACAUUGCACAAUGUCUGCAUUGGCGAUGCUCGUCACAAGGAAUACUACUACUACUGUAGGCUGUGUUGUUAUUGCCAUGUUUGCUGACAGUUGAUGGAAAGAUCAACAGCUUUUGUUGUUCGCUUGCCAAUCCAGGAAGUGGUAAAGGACUAUUUUACAUGUGCCACUUGUACAUACACUUGUUAUGUAAAUCGUUCGAAAAUCAGCUCCUCCUCAAUUUCUACACAUUACACAACGGGUGUGCAGUACUUGUUUCGUAGGCAUGUUCUAGGCAGAACAGCUAUUAAAUGGUUGAGAUUUUGAUUCAUUGUUUGGAAUGCUUGUGGUUGUUAUGUCUGUAUGCUGCCAAUGCCAGACUGUCAAUGAAAAGAUAACAACGAAACAAGUGCUGUGCCCUGUGUCAGGCAUAAUAGUGAGCUCCCCUGCGGAGGUCCAUUCUGUGAGGGGUGAUGCCGUCACCCUGACUUGCACCUUCACCUCUACCAGCCGAGCCACCAGCCGUAUGUCAGUGGACUGGUCCUACAGGCCCCAGACCGGAGGCCCUCCGCAGGCAUUCUUCCACUUCUCCUCUCUGGUGUUCCCUCCGCGGGACGGCCAGUUUAAUGGGCGUGUGAAGUGGCUGGGCAGCCCGGCCCGGGGCGAGGCCUCCAUCCAGCUCCUCAACGCCUCCCUCAGCGACAACGGCACCUACACCUGCUCCGUCAGGAACCCCCCCGACGUCCACGGAUUCCCCACCUCACAGACCGUCCUCACCGUGACGCCCGAAGUGCUAGCAGUUCACUUCUCGGACGUGGCGGUGCUUUUAGCCUUCAUCCUGCUUCCUUCCGCCAUCAUUACGCUGGCUCUGCUGGGUCGCAUGUGCUGCUCUCCGAGGGACAGGAGCCAGGCCCAGGGUUACCAAUCACCCAUUGAGGUCACACCUGGAGAGGAGACUGGCUUCAAGCAGAUCCACAGAAAGGAGAAAAACAUGACAUGCUGCCACAUAUAUUUGCUGGAUUCCGACUAUGAGGAUUACUACGUCCACAAAGAGAGGCCUCCGGCUCAGGGAGAGACCAUGGCCGAGUCUCAGUGCUAGAGUUCCCUGGUGGUGGUCUGUAAGAACAGCGGCCACCUCCAUGCCUUGCCAACGGGAGGGGUUGAACGGAAUUCUCACUUACACUGUUAAAAAUGCCAAGAUUCCUGGACUUGGCUCUGUGGAAGGGGCAGUUUCUCACACACACCUCCCUUCUCUCAUGGCUUGUCCACAGCUGAUUCCGCUGGUGGGAUAAAUGUGAAUCCUGUGCCAGACACACACACACGUUUAGCACUAUACUCUAAACAUUUCUGGAUGGAUUUUCUUAUUAUGAAGGAGAUGCAUAUAUUACUAAGUUAUUGUCUGCUUUAUAACUUUGGAAAUUUAAAAUAAUUGUUUUUGUACAGCUAUUAUGCGAGUUUUUUUUGAACUAUCGGUCUUCAUGAAAUCUAUUGCUAGAAUUGUAGACAAUCUUUACCUGUGGCUACAUCUGCUUCAUUGAGUCCAAUUAAUAUUAUUUUAAACAUAUCUUUAGAGUUAGUGUUACAUUUAAACCCGCUCAGGAGUGGACAUAUGACCUCACAUUCUGAGGUUGAAUGAAUUUACAGGAUUUGAUUUACAUGUUAGAAUUUGGAUGUACAGUGUAGUGAAUGUUGUUGAAUGCAUGUAUGUGCAAAAUGUAUUAUAAUUCUGCUUAAUAAAAUACAUAAACGUU
Molecule: messenger RNA, 2072 nt
Organism: Salmo salar (Atlantic salmon)
Lineage: Eukaryota; Metazoa; Chordata; Actinopteri; Salmoniformes; Salmonidae
Source: RefSeq, a predicted model, not a curated record